AUGGUGGUGGUGGUGGAGCUCGUUGGUGGACAGAGAGUAAAUCAAGAAAAUAUUUUGGAAGCUAAUUCGGGAGUAGUUAAGAUGUGGCUGCGAGUUUUGACGGCCGUCGUCAGUUUGACAGCGCAAGUUCUGUCCCAGCAAUCAUAUCUGAGCCAGAAAUUGCAACAAAGCGGCGCCGGUUUCGAAUGGGGUUGGCACCUGCCACCGCUGGACGGGAAUAUACAAUUAGAUCACUACUACUUGCAGCCAGAACAACAAUUCCUGUACACGAACGCCGGUGUCUUUCAGAACGUGGGGAAUCUGCCAAGCGGCGGUAUACAACAAGUCGACUAUAACUCUGCGAUACCAAUUCAACUGUACCAAGACCCACCGAACAACACGAAUAUACCACAAGGCAACUUGGCUGAAGAAGACACCGCCCAGUCACCCGUUAACUUUUAUUAUUUGCAACCGCAAUACCCCACACAAGAAUUGCAAACGCUCCAGAGUGGCUUACCCGGGGAUUUAAUUCGUUACACUAAUACGCAACAGAAUCUGUACAGUCCGAAUCCUUUGCAUGCCGGCUUCAGUAUCCAGACCCAACAUCCGCUGAGCAUCAAAGAAGCGAAGGUAAACUAUAAACCGCAAGCCGCCGCUUCGUCCACACCAACGCCAAAAGGUAGCGGGAAAGAAUCAAUCUCGCCAAUAGUCCAAGUAUUCAAAGACCACAACUGUUCAGACGACGAUAUCGAAAUCGCUCGGGAUUACAACAGCGACAUGCGAAAAACGAUAGAGCUGUCAGCCGAACUCCCGUCGUACGAUGCGAGUGAUGUGAGCGCGAUAUUCGGUGCCAGAGAUCGUCCGAAACAGACUCAAAAAUCGUCUACGGAUGCGAAAAUCGAAAGGCCGCGGGGAAAUACGAACAACGAGGGUUAUUAUUACUACACCACCGAAGUGGUUAACAUCGCAGCUCGAAAUGAAGAUCAAGAGGGCAUAUCGCGUCUGGUGGCUUCUACGCAAGAUCUGAUAACUAACGACGAUCUCUUGAGGAUAAACCAUUCCGCCGAGAAGCAUAUAUCCGAUGUCAAUGACGAUUACAUCAAACCGCAGCCGCGUAACAGUUUCAAAAGCGAAAGCAAUGGCUACAACCAAAGUCCACGUAAGCAGAUAACAGUGCGAGCGAAAAUUAAUAAGAUUGAGGAUAGAGCAGUCGAAUAUUCAGAUCAGGCAACGGAAAAAAAUGAACAGGAGUUCCACAAUACUGAUAGGUUUACGUCUCCAAUCAUCGUAAAGGAUUCCACCGAUGAGGAUUUCGGAGAGCAAGUGAUUGACACCAUAGUUUCUACAAUGGCCCCUUAUUUGGAUAACGGGUACGAAAUCGUAAGCGUGACGCAGCGAAAUGACACCAAGACCUAUGUGCCGCGAUAUUUAAAUGAAGAAACAGUUUACGUUACACCGAGGCCGGUUGGCCAGAAGUAUUUAGCACCUAUUACUGUAGCAUUGAGGCUGCUCAACUCCAAUCACACAGAAUCCUUCAAUUCUAUUGAUGACCAUGAUGCUUCGGACACUGAGUUAAUUGAGGAGACAGUAAAUAGACCACAAAAGGAUAGAACAGUGGUGGAAAUACAACAAUCGAUUCCGGUAGACAUCACGCACAUAAACGAGGUCGAAGUACACGAAUAUAUGGAGGAGGGUCGAAGUAAUCCAAAUUCGUUCGACCUCGCAAGGAAUCUAUAUGACAGAUAUAUGAAAGCUCUUGAAGUUGAAAGGCAAAACGAGGAAAACAGAAGUAGAGCGAUAAAAAAUUAUGUUAAUAGUUCUGAAAACGGUGACUCCCACAUAAGCAUGAAAGAAGAUAAUCAAGACGCAGAAGAUAAAUUGGAACCCAGUGAAAAUAUACAAUCCGACGUUCGGGUAAGCUAUAACAAUAAUGACAACAACAAACAACACAUCGACAACUACUAUGACAAACGGAAUGAUAACAACGGCAAAGCUAUACAGCCGAUUAUAAUUGAAAAGGAGGUCCCACACUACGUCGAUCGAUAUAUCGAGAAACAAGUGCCGUAUCCCGAACCGGUUGAAGUGGUUAAGCAUGUGCCUGUCGACAGACCGGUUCCUGUACCAGUACCUUACGAGAAGGUCGUCGAAAAACCGGUCGAAGUCACGAAGUAUGUCGAUAAACCUUAUCCGAUUCGAGUGCCACAACCCUAUCCUGUCCCCAUCAAAGUGCCGUAUCCAGUACAGCAGAAAGUUUACGUUGAUAGGCCAGUACAUAUUCCGUAUCCAGUUGAGAAAAUAGUGGAAAAGCAAGUUUUUCGCACCGUACCUGUGCCGACUCCCAUAGCUGUACCGGUUAAUGUACAAGUUCCAGUGGAGAUACCGGUAGUUGAGAAACCCGCACCAGUGGAAAGGAUAGUGCACAAAGAGGUCCCAGUUCCGUAUCCCGUAGAGAAAAAGAUAUUAUAUCCGUUACCGUACGAAAGAACGAUUCACGUGCCAUAUCCCGUGGAGAAAAGGGUGCCCGUACCAGUUGAGAAAGUCGUCGAGAAGCCCGUACCGGUAACUCAAGUGUACAUCGUGAAACAGUAUCCCGUCGACAGGGUAGUUGAGAAGAAUGUACCUUAUGUCCAACAAGUAGAUAGAAUUGUAGAAAAACAGGUGCAGAUGAGAGUGCCGUACCCAAUCGGGAAGGUGGUCGAGAAACCGGUGAUGGUCCCCUAUUUUGUGGAGAAGAUCGCAGAAAAAGAACUUCCGUACGCUGUGCAAGCGCCUUAUACAAACACAGCAUACAAUUAUGACGUCAUAAAGCAGGAGUCACAAAACCUUAUGCAGUAUCAAAAGAUAGCGAACCAAACGCCUAACUCCGUUAACAGUAAACAGAAUCAUCAAAUACAACAACAGCAGGACCAUCCCAACCAAUACUACCAAGGUUCGAAACAAAAUCACCAGAAUAAAGCAAACGCUAUACCGGUCCAGACCACGCUAUGGGGCAACUUGUACGCGUCAUCAUAUACAUACAUAAACGCUACUGACGAAAGAAAAAACGGGGAGCCCCCAUAUCAUCGAGAGUACGUGACUAGGAACGACAAUUACUACGGCCCACCUCCGAUGCGCUCAUAUGAUAGCAUGUGGGAGAAAAACAACGCUUACAUACUAGAAAACAAGCGGACGGAUCGCGCGCCGAAAAUGGCGAAUUUGAGGAUAGAAUAUGGCGGUUUCAAACCUCCGCUGAUCCCGAGUACGGAAGUUGAUUUAGACGGCAGACCCAUAGACAAAGGGGCGGACACA
Molecule: messenger RNA, 3267 nt
Organism: Iphiclides podalirius (scarce swallowtail)
Lineage: Eukaryota; Metazoa; Arthropoda; Insecta; Lepidoptera; Papilionidae
Source: the annotation of a GenBank genome assembly